CCAAUAGAGAGCCGCCUGAAGGCUGGUUGGGGUGGUGAGGCCCGAGGCAGCUUCUGGAAUUUCUGAGCAGCCGUGGUCAGUACAAGAUGGACCCAGUAGUCUUGAGUUACAUGGACAGUCUACUGCGGCAAUCAGAUGUCUCACUAUUGGAUCCUCCAAGCUGGCUCAAUGACCAUAUUAUUGGGUUUGCCUUUGAGUACUUUGCCAACAGUCAGUUUCAUGACUGCUCUGACCAUGUCUGCUUCAUCAGCCCUGAAGUCACCCAGUUCAUCAAGUGCGCUAGCAACCCAGCAGAGAUCGCCGUGUUCCUUGAACCCUUGGACCUCCCUCACAAGAGAGUUGUAUUUUUAGCCAUCAAUGAUAAUUCCAACCAGGCAGCUGGGGGAACCCAUUGGAGUCUGUUGGUUUAUCUCCAAGAUAAAAAUACCUUUUUUCAUUAUGAUUCUCAUAGUAGGAGCAACUCAGUCCAUGCAAAGCAGGUAGCGGAGAAACUAGAGGCUUUCUUAGGCAGAAAAGGAGACAAAUUGGCCUUUGUGGAAGAAAAAGCCCCUGCUCAACAAAACAGCUAUGACUGUGGGAUGUACGUGAUAUGUAACACUGAGGCCUUGUGUCAGAACUACUUCAGGCAAGAGCCAGAAUCACUGUUGCAGCUACUCACUCCUACGUACAUCACAAAGAAGAGAGGAGAAUGGAAAGAUCUCAUUGCCACACUUGCUAAAAAUUAGCUGUUGAAAUAUAUUUGUGACUUUUGAAGUCUCCUCUUUCUGCCUCUCCCCAUGUAUUGGAUGGCUGCAACCUCAGUGCCUGAGGGAAGAUGCCUGGUAGAGGAAAGGUUAGAAUUCUUACUUUUUCCUGAGAGAAUGUUAUCCUCUGCAUUAUCCUAAUGGAAAGUUUCACUUUAACCCUAACUUGAGAGCAAUAUGUUCUGUGAAAAUAUCUUGAAAAUAUGCACCAAAACCUUAAAACCAAGCUAUCUUAACACUUAUUAAUUCCCUUUUGGUCUCCCUUAUCAACAUUGGCUUAUUCCAAAGGAAAAGCAGUGAUCGGUAAAACAAAUUAAGACUAUGUGAAGUCUAGAAUGCAAGAAGAAAAUUAUAGAAGAACCAAAAACUUAUUGCACAGCCCACAUAUAUUUUUUUUGUCAGAAGUGAUUUGACAUAACAUGACCUAUAACUAAAUAAACAAUUUAAAAACCGUAUGCCAACUCACUGUGCUAUUCUGUUGAUUUUUAGUUAGUGCCUAGUGACAUGUAAAAGGAUUGUUUU
Molecule: messenger RNA, 1265 nt
Organism: Physeter macrocephalus (sperm whale)
Lineage: Eukaryota; Metazoa; Chordata; Mammalia; Artiodactyla; Physeteridae
Gene: SENP8
Product: SUMO peptidase family member, NEDD8 specific
Exons: 2
Coding region: 87-725 (212 amino acids)
Biological process (GO): protein deneddylation; proteolysis
Molecular function (GO): cysteine-type peptidase activity; deNEDDylase activity
Source: RefSeq, a predicted model, not a curated record